Messenger RNA from Alosa sapidissima (American shad), 12535 nucleotides. RefSeq names its product nuclear factor I/C (gene nfic). Gene Ontology annotation, biological process: regulation of transcription by RNA polymerase II. Gene Ontology annotation, molecular function: DNA-binding transcription factor activity, RNA polymerase II-specific; RNA polymerase II cis-regulatory region sequence-specific DNA binding. The transcript is spliced from 11 exons. Lineage: Eukaryota; Metazoa; Chordata; Actinopteri; Clupeiformes; Clupeidae. The record is from RefSeq and is a predicted model, not a curated record. Gene Ontology annotation, cellular component: nucleus. The coding region runs from base 685 to 2235 and encodes 516 amino acids.
CUGUGACGCGGUGUCCUCAAUAACCCUUACCGCUAGAUUGUAACACGAUGUAGGCUAAGUUGUAGUGAAUUUGUUCGGAAUACGCGCAACCCUUACUGACGUUACUGUCGCAGCUCAUGCUGGGAGCACAGAAGGAGGGUGGGAGUUUCAGUGCGCAAGUGCUUGGAGGAGAGAGAGUCGCUCGUUACUUCUCUUGUAAACCAAACUUUCAGACGUCGUUCCUGAGCUUCGUACUAGGGCGAAUGAGGAUUCUGCUUUGUUGAUUUGGAGUAGGCUACGCAUGUCGUUGGACAGAGAAUAUUAGGGUUACUGCUUCUUUAAGUUCUUUUUUGGGAUGGGCUAUUUUCAUAACGUCAUUUCAUUCCUCCCUCUUUUUCAUUUUCUCAUUCUUUGAUUCUUACUCCCCACAUUUCCUAAAUGGAACAGAUUAUCCGACCCUCCACAUUGUCUUGCUUUCAGAAUUUUUAUUCAAACUUUUUAGUUUUACAUUCCUCAUUUUCGGCAACUGACUUUUUCUGGCGUCACGUUAUUUUCGGAGGGCAGAUAUUUUAACGGACGUAAACUGGAGGUGGCGAUGGUGGAAGUGUUGAUGAUGAUGAUGGUGAUGAUGAAAAUGAUCUGUGAAAAAUGAUCCACUAACUUGUCUGUCUUUGCCACUUGCCAAGUCAUACGCUCCUUUUCACCAUGAUGUAUUCACCCCUCUGUCUAACUCAGGAUGAGUUUCAUCCGUUCAUCGAGGCCCUACUGCCGCAUGUGCGUGCCUUCGCCUACACCUGGUUCAACCUGCAGGCGCGCAAGCGCAAGUACUUCAAGAAGCACGAGAAGCGCAUGACCAAGGACGAGGAGCGCGCGGUCAAGGACGAGCUGCUCGGUGAGAAGCCCGAGGUGAAGCAGAAGUGGGCCUCGCGCCUGCUGGCCAAGUUGCGCAAGGACAUCCGGCCCGAGUGCCGUGAGGACUUUGUGCUGACCAUCACGGGCAAGAAGGCACCCUGCUGUGUGCUGUCCAACCCCGACCAGAAGGGCAAGAUGCGGCGCAUCGACUGCCUGCGGCAGGCCGACAAGGUGUGGCGCCUGGACCUGGUCAUGGUCAUCCUCUUCAAGGGCAUCCCGCUGGAGAGCACAGACGGUGAGCGGUUGGUCAAGGGUGGCCACUGCGCAAACCCCAUCCUGUGUGUGCAGCCGCGGCACAUCAGCGUCUCCGUCAAGGAGCUGGACCUCUACCUGGCCUACUUCGUGCAGGAGAGAGAGUCAGAGCAGAGCAGUAGCCCCCGCACCGGCAUCGGAUCUGACCAGGAGGAUAGCAGAGCCCCCACCAUGGAUGCUCCUGAGUUUCAGGACAGCUUUGUGACGUCUGGGGUUUUCAAUGUAACAGAACUGGUACAGGUGUCAAGAACUCCGGUGGUGACAGGAGGGGGUCCUAACUUCUCCCUGGGGGAGCUACAAGGGCACCUGGCUUACGACCUCAACCCAACAGGGGUGGGCAUGCGGAGAACUCUGCCCAGCACCUCCUCCAGUGGGAGUAAGAGGCAUAAGUCGGGCUCCAUGGAGGACGACAUUGACACCAGCCCUGGAGGGGAGUACUACACUUCACCCAACUCCCCCGCCAGCAGCUCCCGCAACUGGCAGGACGAGAUGGAGGGAGGGAUUUCCCCCACAGUGAAGAAGACAGAGAUGGAUAGUCCGUCUCCCCAGGAGAGCUCCCCUCGCCUUGGCUUCACCCAGCACCACCGGCCUGUCAUCGCAGUGCACAGUGACGGUCUGUUCCCCCACCCCUUUCUUUCUCCAGGCAUCAGCAGGAGUCCGCACCCCUCCUCGUCUUUGCACUUCCCCACCGGGCCGCUGCUGCCCCAGUCGGCCUCCUCCUACUUCCCGCACACGGCCAUCCGCUACCCGCCACACCUGGGCUCACAGGACCCGCUCAAGGACCUCGUCUCCCUGGCCUGUGACCCAUCCAACCAACAGCCCAGCCCGCUGAACGGCAGUGGCCAAGGGAAGGUGCCCAGUCACUACAUCUCGUCCCAGAUGCUGGCGCCCCCGCCGCCCCCCGGCAUGCCCCGUCUGACGUUGCCCCCCGACUCCAAAUCCGGCACAACCACCGCAGAAGGAGGAGCCAGUUCUCCCACGUCACCCACAUACUCUGCUCCAGGGACGCCACCUGCCAACCGCUCCUUCGUAGGCAUCGGACCUCGGGACCCUGGUCUCUAUCAGGCACAGUCCUGGUACCUGGGCAACUGAUGGACACAUGGACAGAGGCCACAAGCAUGAGCUUGGAUUUCAGAUUCAUCACUUUGUGGAAUUCAGAAAAAUAAAAAAUGUAAAGAAGAUGCAAGAGGGAAAAAGUAUAUACAUAUAUAUGAGGUAUAUGUAUAUAUAAACAGUGUAUAUUUAUACACAUCUAAAUAUAUGUAUCUCCAUGUAUAUAUAUAUUUAGAUAUGUAUACUGAUCUAAAAAGAUGCUUUUUGAGUGACGACCGCAAGGCAGAGGAGAAACAGGCCAUGGACAGAGACUAGAAGUGAGAAGAGGAUGUUUUGGGGCAGCCACAUGAACUUAGAGGGGGGCAAAAACACUACCCCCCCACCCCCAAAAAAAUCUACCCCAGCAAGCUUCCCCCGUCCUCCUGGGAUGCUCUUCCUUGACGCCCUCCCUUUCCCUCAGCUACGGUGCUGCUUUCUCAUAUAUGCAAAACAAAUAUCCUUUAUUUUCUUAACCAACAGGGAAGAGAAAAUCUGACGACGUUCCGGUGGCGACGCUUUUGCCCAUGGAUUACACGGAUCCCCGAUUUUUUUCCAAGAAAAAAAAAAGUGGGAAAGGGACGAGGGGCAACGUUUUAAGAAACAAAAAAAGCGUCUUUAAAAAAAAAAUGUUUUCGAUUGGUGGACAGCUUCCCUUUCAAGCGAUAUUUUGACGAAAACAAGUCAGCUUUUCAUCCAAUUUUAUUGACAAUCAUGAAUCUGUCAGUUCCUUUGUUCUGAGAUUUUUUUUUUCUUUGGAGGAAACACUGCAACAUUUAUACUAGGAGCCACUUUUUCGUGGAGGCCUUCUCAUUCGAAACACACUGAUGAUGAUGAUGAUGAUGAUGCUUCUGUGACGAGAAUAUGCACACCCAGAGAAACACACACACACAGACACACACGCACACACAUGCUCACACACACAUACAUACUGACAAGGGUCAGUAUUGUGGUAGGGUGAAGACUUGAAAGUUCAGGGUAUGAUGUCUUUUUUUGGCUGAUGCUUCUGACAGACAUCAAAAGAAGAGAGUGUAAAAGUGUAGCCGUUUCCCUUGAUGUGUUUGUAUGUAUAUGUGUGUGUGUGAGUGAGUGUGUAUGUUUGUGUGUAUGUAUGUACGUACACGUGUGCAGAGACUGCUAUUCUGAUCAUUGUCUUGAUAGUCCCUUCCCAUUGCCAAUCCAUUGGCCUUACCCAACCUAACGUUCUUUUUAAAUUUUUAGUAUAGAAAGGGGGGGGUUCAGUAUAUUCUGCAUAGUGAUAAAGGGAGUACCGGGCCUUAUUCUGUUACUAUAGUGACAGUAUUGGGUGUAAAUGAUAGGUCUUUCUUCUUUGUUUUGCAUUGACUUAAAUUGCAUUGGAAAUUACAUGCAUUGCACUACUAUACAGUAAAAUUAAUUUUCCUCUCUGCAGCUUCUCUUUUUGGACUAAUCACAUGAAAUGCUGCAAGUCGGAGUUAGCCAUUAGGAUUUUAUUGUCAACUUUUUUUUUUAGUUAUUUUGGUAGCAGGGUACAUGAGUUGUGAGUGUUGGUUUCUUGAGCUAUCAGUAGGAUCAAAAUAACCCAACCCUUCUGUGUUCAUCAUAAUCAUAUAGUCAGAUGUGGAAAAUGUUUCCCUGUGUGUGCGCAACUGGGGGAGAAAACAAUGAAUUUUGGCAGUUCCGCUAUUUUUUAAAGUCUGUAUCUUCAUUCAGUGGAAUGACAGAUCUGUCUAUGCGAUUUCAAAAAUAGACAAUUUUUCAAAAGGGGAAGGGAGGGGUGGUUGCAUCAUAAAGCCAAUGGCACGAUUGUGCGUGUGUUAGUCAUAGAAGUGAGUCGUCACUGUGUGUGUGUGUGUGUGUGUGUGUGUGUGUGUGUGUGUGUGUGUGUGUGUGUGUGUGUGUGUGAAUCAUCAUAACGAUAGUGAUGCCACUGGCACCACAAAGUCACAUGUUGGUGACAGUGUUUGUGCGUGUAUGUGUGUGUGUGUCAUGGCAUGGCUGGGGUUGUGGCCUGUAGACAUCCUCAUGGAGGGCUGGUCUGCCAGUCAUAGAAGUCGUGUAUCUGUGCCCAGAGCUCUCUCUCUAUGGCUGGUGCCUGGGUCCCACUCCUGUGAUGCAGAGGAGCUAACAGCGAGCUCAGACAAGGGCACAGCAGACUGGGCAAAUGGGAUUUGUACUGAUGUAAAAAAAACAAAAAAGCAAAACAAAAACUAAUCCACAUCAGGGCUUCUGACUCCUCUACCAAACCCAAAUCUCAAAGCCAUGAAAAGUGCCUAAGACAUUGCAAGAGUUUGAAUUGUUUUUUUUUUCUUUCUUCUUCUUCUUCUUCUUCUUCUUCUUCUUUCAAAUGAAUUGUUUAGUUUGUUUGUUUUUCCUUGUGAACGUAUGAGCCUGAAUUAGCUCCAGGUUGGCCACACAAUGGUGGGAAGGAGAGUGGGCGUUAUUGAAAGAGAGCGGUUGAGAGAGAAAGAGAGAGAGACAGACAGACAGACAAAGAGAAAGAGAGAGCUCUCAACUCCUGAAUCUCAAAUGCACCUUUUAUGCGUCUUCUGAAGCUAAGAUGGAGAAAGAGAGGGAGAGAGAGAAGAAAAGAACCCCCCAGCUAUUGGCAUAACCGCAUAACCAAUACAUAUCAAUGUUAUAUGCAGAGGCUUACUGGAAACAGUAUACAGCGAACAAUAAAACAAGACACAGAUGAGACUCAUACAGUAGUCUCUCGUAAUUCUGACUUUUUCUUUUCAAUACGGCUUUGCAAUGGCAAACUUUAAAACCAGUUGAGUUGCAAUCUGAACCCAGACUUGUGAAGAUUAUACACAAAAAGGAAUCAUUUUUACAAGGGUGCUGUUAUGAAAAAAAAUACCUUGAUAUAUAUAAAUGCAUGGUGCUUUCAAAAGAAAAAAAAUCAUGGAAACUUCGCUCUUAAGGCCACCGUAAUGCGAACAUGGGUGCAUGGCAGAUGCUCUUAGUAUCCCUCAGAAGCUGCCCUGCCCCAUUCUACAACUUCUCCUCUACCCCCUGCCCCGACCCCACGACUCACCCCAUUUUCUCCCCAGACCCAUGGAAUAGAGAGCCAGAGAUCCAGAUGGGUUAAAACCGUUUAACCACGUUUCUUAUGAUUUGUAUUCCCUGUCCCUCUUCUACUUUGCACGAUAUUUUAUAUAACACAUUAUGUGCCUUGCCUUUAGUUAAGAACAGUAAUACAUGAUUGAAAGACAAAAAUGUAAAUUUGUUUCUUUUACUGAUGUAACCAGUAUCGCUGCAAAAAAAAACAACAAAACAACAAAAAAAAACAAUAACAGUACAAUGCUGCAUGUUUGAUUGCUUGCCAUUAUCCAAUUAGAAUUAACAGAUGAAUUCAAAUAAGUCACAGUUUUUUUUGGAACUGAAAACAAAUGGAUUCUUAUCACCUUUGACUUCCCCCUUUUUAUAAGAACAGUGACUGUCUUCCCUGUUAUUCGCAUGGAAUCAAUGCUACAUGUUUUACUUUAUGACUUUCAGUUUUUCUUUUUUUCAGUCUUUAAUGUGUUCGAUUUGAUGAGUUUGUGUUCCGUUUUUGUUUUUGUCUCUCGUCAGUGUUCUGUGGCUUCCUGCUCACUCUGCCCCCAUCCUGCUUUCGCUUAUGCAAUGUGAAAUAUGCAAUUCCAGUACUCAUCUCCACUUUGGCAGUGUUUUCCCAGAUCAUUUAGGGUUUUUUUUUUAUAACGAGAGGAGUUUCGAAUGUAUUUAGCAGAUAGGAGAGCAGAGAGCAGAGCGGUCUGUGACACAUACCCGCGCAACUGAGAGUGAUCCAAGCAGGAAAGCCAAUCGAGCUGUUGCAUUGUUGUUUUGCACCAACGUAGUUUAGGGGGGUUUUGCUCCUUUGGUGACAGGGAUCAAAGCGAAAGAGAGAACAGACAUGCCUGAUUUAUGUCACCGGGGUGUGAGGAAAGUAUUUGCACAGAAUAAGAUUGUAAAGUACUGAGCUAGUUUUAAGGAGCGCAAUCAGGUCUCUUUUAUCCAUUUGGGUUGCAAGGGUUUUUGGACCUGAGCUGUUUGUAGUUGACACAGGAAUGGCAGUCUCAGCACUUUUAUAAACUGUCUUCAGUGCAUUUGAAAUUGAAAUCCAACCUUUUUUUGUUAUACACGUUGAAAGCCAUGUGUUCAAAUUCUAGCUAUAAUAACUAUAUUCAGACCAGAGAUGAGAGAACUUUUGUACUCGCACCUAUAGAGCAGAGUUUAAGUACUGAAGGAUUGUGGAAACAACUAUGACUGGAAUAGCUAACUUUUUCAAUGAGAAAUUCUUACGUAGAAUGUACACUGUCUUGUUGCAUUCGUCAAUGUUGCGCUGGGUGCAGUGCUUCAGAACUUGUGUGUGUGUGUGUGUGUGUGUGUGCGUGCCCGUGUCUUUGGAUGUGCAAGGUUUAAUGUGUAUGAAUGCAUGUGUGUGUACUGUGAUAUAUAUUUCUCUGCGCAAGUUGAUGACAGACACAGAGAAAGGAAAGGAUAGAAUGUGUUCAGGUGGAUGAGAAUGAACUGAAUCUGAUAGAUCAGAUCUACCACAGCACUUUGCUGUCUUUCUCAGAUUGUAAAUAUAUGAAUGCAAAUGUGCCACAAAAAUGGGGAAGAGUGAGCAUCGGAUGGACUUUUUAAAAGAGAGAGUGAGAAAACGCUAAUUUAAUUUGACUCAAAGGUUUCAAAUUUCUUUUCUGUAUUGACAUGUCAAUAGAGCACUACUAACUUGUGUGUAAGGGAACAUAGUUAAGACUAUUGCACAAGAAUUGUUGAAAAAUGCAAUAAAUUGCAUUGUCCAUGUCAAAUCUCCCCAAGAAUAUUUUGGUAACAUUCGGUCCCUCAGACACAUAACCAAAUAGUUCUCACUCCCCAUUAUUUGUGAUUUUGUUGUCGUUACUGAAGUAUUGGUUACUUUGGAACUCUUAUCAUAGUUGUAGUGCGGAGACAACAACAACAGAAAAACUCUAAGCAACAGCGCCAUGGCAACCAGAACCUGAUUCAGAGAAGGAGCUAUAAUGUUGUCUCAAAGUACUACCCUCUCUGGAUAUUCAGGCUUCUAAGACCUUCACUUUUUUUCCUUCUUUUUUUUUUUCAAGCAGAUACAUCAUAGCCUACCUUUUGAAAGAGCUCCUUAAUACAGUCUAUUGUAGACUUAGCUUUGUAUGACAUGUAGAGUAUUACUUUGUGAGUUUGUACAUGCAUAGAUUCAUUUUAGUUCCUGAAUUUGGCCCGUACUGUUCACCACAGCAAAAUGCCAUUGGUUUUGCUUAUCCCCAUGCCUAUGGUGAAUAAAGCCAGAGCUAUUGUAUUCUAGAUGUGAUAAGUCUGUGUUAGGAAGAGGACAAGUAAGCCCAAUUAUAGCCACCAUAAUGAUUUUUUAAAACCUGUUUUAAAAAUAUUUUUUUAAAACACAAUAUUUUUCUGUAGUUUUUUCUUUUUCUUUUUUUUAAAUUAGUGGUUAGGUGAUAAUUUAUAAUUUCUUACUUACUAGUGUAAUGGGAGUAUAUUGAAUAAGAGAAGAUGUUGUGUUAUUUUUUUCAGCCGGGUCAAAAGGCCGUGUGCUAGUUUGUUAUGCAGUGUACAGUAUUGUUUCUGCAAUGGAUAUUGCAACGCUGGUAGCUAUUAAGAUUUGCUGGUAGCUAUAAAGAGUUUUCAGUGAAAUGGCAGAACAAGAGGAAUUGUUUACAUGCUCGUCUUAAGAUCUUGGCAGUGACGGUUUAUGUGCCCUGGUACUGGCCCAGGCUGAAGUGGAGUGCUGUAGCCAAACGCAUUCCAUCAGAUUCAUACGACUCACACGUCUCGCAAGAUGCUGCCAUCAUUCAGCAAGCAAUUUUGUAUUUUUUAAAAACAGGACAGGUGACGGGAUGAGAGUCUGCUCCCCGAUCUAGGGGUCAAAGUGCACAGUGGGGGUCCACUUCCUGUUAUGCUAUUCACAAAGGCUGGGCUGUCUUUGCACAAAAUAUCCAUGUUUAUAUUUGACAAUGCCAUCGGGCCUUUGAUUUGUAACUUGAAUUUGAAUGACUGCUGUAUAUGCAUAACUAACAACAAAAUGACCAAAAUCUCUUCGGUAUAUGUAAAUUCACCUAGUCUAGUCUAAGUCAGUCCACUAUGGACACAUGGCCCACCAAUCAUUCCAGCAGUCUUUUGUGUACCUGUACUGUCAAACACACCUGGACACAACAAUCUUGCAUGAAUGCAGCCAGCAACCAAACAGUCACACUCAGCCCAACCCCCUUAUCCACUCAACCACUGAACCCCAGCGGGCAGACUGUCUCGCUCCACCACGUGUCCUGUGAAGAUUUGCACUGCUCCACACUCACCCAUCUAACUCUGUCACACAACCAGCCUGGGCGCGGCCAGGGGCACAUAGGGGGACUGGGGUCCGAUGCCACCAUCUAGUCUAGCCUGCACAGUAGUCCUGCAGCACCGUAGGUCUGCAGUGCGCAUGCGUGUCGCCUCGCCUCGCCUGCACGCUCCUUCCUAUUCAACCUUUUUUUUGGCUUUUUUUUUCGUGUACCUUUACUCAGCCACGCCAGACAGACUGACAAACACAUGCAAAUCUGAAGACCACCCAGAUAGCUGCACCUGUCUGGUCAGGUUACCGCAUCCCAAACACCUUCCUUUUUAAACUGGCCACAUGUGAUGAUUGAACUUACUCUGACAAUAUUAUGCAUUAGUGGAUGCAUAUAAAAUAUUAUCCUUAUCUUAUUUCUGAACCCUUGACUAAUAUUUUUAUAGUUUUAGUAAUUAUUAUUGUUAUGCUUAAUGUUUAAUUGUUACAUUUUGGACACAUUAUCCUGUGUAUAAAUCCUUACAGUAUAUCAAGUAGAAUGAAAAAAAGGUAAAAUGUACAUAAAAAAUCUUUUUUUGUAUGAGAAAAUAUAUGUUUAUGUUUCUUGUGUUUGGGUUUAGUUGUCAUAAGCUUGUGGCCAAGCCACAAUAAGUGAGAAUUCCUUCUAAGGGAUCUGUUGUGGUCGGUGAGCGCACCCACCAAUGCUGCACGCCUUUUUAAAGAAGGUACCUGUCCUCAGGUGGACUGCCUGAGCUUUGGACUCCAGUAAUUUCAGCAUCACUUGUCGUCAUUUUAAACAGAGUUAGCUUCAAGGGGAUAUGCAAAUUCCAUUGCCAUUUUUUUCCCACAACUCAUCUAACAGUUUUUGCACUUCUUGCAUUUUCACUAUUGUGCAAGCUUCAAGAUCUUAAAAAAAACUUGUUUUUCUUUUUUUUCUAUUUGGAAGAUUGCACUAGAUAACCUGGUAUUGGUAUUGUUGUCUAAGGAUACUUCUUUUUAAGAUGUGCAUCUCUGGAAAUAUUUCUAGACCGUCAACCCUCUAUGGUGUACUUUCAGACAAGAGAAAGAACUAAGUUGGAGAAAGAGCUGCUUUUGUUUUUUUUUUAAUAUAUAUUGUUAUUGUUUUGCUUUUUUUAUGUCAAUGUUAUGAAAACCAGAAAUAUCAAUUUUGCCCCUUGUAAUGAAAUCCUCAACCGAUGUAGAUGUAUCCUCCUCUCUUGAAUCGUAGGGACUUCCUCUUAGAACGUACUGUACUUGGACCUGUGAGGUUCUAGCUUGCACGCCUGUGCUCAUGGUCUGGUUCACAACAAUCACCGGCCGGGCUGACAUGCAGUCCGACCCAGGCCCGUGGGUCGGUGCCAUGUCUUAGAAUGAAGCGUAGUCCUGAAGGAGCUGGGGCUAAGAGCACCCCCCUCCCUCCCACUCUACUCCGAGUGCCUUUCUCACCAUAGACCCAUGCUGAAUGUCUCCAUUGGCUGUAGGUACAGGUAUGCACUGUUUGAAUGAAACGAUAGGAGACCUGCUGCUGUUGUUGCGAGACAUCCUUUUUGUAAUGAAAUUGGGGACAAUAUCUAUAACAGUGUCUGGUUGGUGGCGUAGUGAUCGGACAAAGCACAAAAGCUGGUUUAGCAGCGUAGGACACUGACGUCAGGAAAAUGAAGUUUUGAGAGAGCAGAGGUUUGGCGUACGCCAUUGGCACUUUUUUUGCGGAGGCUGAUUUGUCCCGUUAGCACGAAACAAGGUCGGAUCGGGGAGAAUCGAGAUGUUCGGUCACCAUCAUUGAGGGGUGCUUUAUAAGGUGCGAGACUCAGGUUAGCCAGAGGAUCAUAAGGAGAAGAAAGAGGAAUUGCCCCCCCCCCCCCAUCCCCUACAUCCUGUACAUCGCCAUCACUUUUUGUCCUUAUUUUCCUCUUUUUAUUAUUUUCACAUUCAGUUUUUUGCAUAAAGUUUCCAACUCCAUUGAGCUUCAUGUUUUCCUCCUUAAGCAAGGGCUGGACUAUUUCUUCAGGGCAGAAACUACAUCAUUUGAGUUUGAUCCAUUUCCAUCCUUAGUUUUGGCUGUGUUGUAACAUCCAAGUCCUUCUCUGUCGGGUAUUUUUAAUUUAUCUUAAAUCAGAUAGAAAACACUCCUCGUAUUGAACCCAGCUGGUCAAAAUGUCCUCUUAAAAUAAUCAGUCCCUUAAUCUCAGUAAGGGCUAAGUGCACUGGCAAGGCACUCUCAAUAAACUUGGAUCAAGUUGGCUUCAGAGAAAAACGGUACUUAGGAAUAACAUUUUAGUCAUAAAAUCUGAUUAGAAAUCAACAUGUAUUUUCAAGUCUUCAAUCAGCGUUCAAGAUGGGUGUUUUGAUAAUAAUACUCUGGUGUUGGUUCAUUUCUGUAGAUGUAGUGAGCUCUGUUCACUGAGACAUGGGAAACUCAAGCCAUGCUUGCUCCAGGUUUGUUUGAAGAGACAGUAUUCUGACUCUUGGGACUUUGUAUUAACAGUCGACUGCAUGGUUUAGAUCCACCCCUCUGAGUAGCACAGGUGAGCCCUAUAGACUGUAUAGUUAGCAAGCCAUGCUAAUAUGAGGAUAUUACAGGCUGUUCCUUUGAGUCAAAACACAUUUCCCAGUCGCUGAGAAUGAAUGAGCAUUUUCUCUCAAGGAGUCCCAAAGGAGUUGUUCAUGAAGCGAUAAUGCAUAACCCACUGACUGAAUGGAAUUCAGUCACAUUUAGGGAAAUGUGACAAUAAAGUUUUUUUUUUUUAUUAUUAUUUUUCUUUUUUUGUUUCUUGUUUCUUUGUUUAUUUUAUUCCAUUCCUCUGUGAAACCAGCAGGUAAAACUAAAAUCAACAAACACAAAUAGUUAAUACCAAAAAAUCUUUCGACAAGCAGUGCCUCUCAUCCUACUGCUAAUCUCUGUCAGUUUCAGCUUUCACCUUCACCCAACUCUUCAAGUUAAAUGGCUUGACGUGCUCUCCCUUUUUGUUCGGGGUCAUUUUUUAAGUUUUAAGGUGGGCUGGUUUUGGGUUCCACCCAUCCACCAGAUCUCUCACUUGGUUCCUGAUAAUACCCCACUGCACAGAGUGUGCCUGAAAAGCACUCCCUCUGUCAACAAGUUGGGGGGGGAACCCAUUCUUGGCAGUUCCAGAACUCUUUUCAUCAUUCUUUUCACCUCACAUGCUAAAUAAAUGAAAAUGAUGAUAAUAUAGUAAUAACAACAUGAAUCAUUGUGGCCUUCUUCCAUGGCCAAAUAUACUCCUAAAUGCUCCUGAUGGUUUGAGACUGAAAUUCACUGACAUGGUGUUGGAUUGAGCUUUGUUAUUUGGUCUGACCUGAGGGGCCCCAACUCUUCGUCACAACAUUUGUUUUUAUUUGUAUUUUUUUCUGUCUUAUUCUUAUUAUUUUGUUCUUUUGAAGCAUGCUGUUUUUUCAAUGUGAGUUGAAGUUGAUUUGGUGGAGAAGGGAUGAGGUCGAAAUGUUUCUCAGAGAACAUUUGAAUGCAGUGUUAAAAUUUUAAGGAUUUUUUUUUUGUUUUGUUUUGUUUUGUUUUUCAUUAUUCUUUACAAAUAUUACCAUAGUAGUUAUUCAUUAUCGCUUGCUUGCUGCACAGACAUACACUUCACACCAGGAGAGGGCAUGUGGACAUUUAGUUAGAACACAUCCAGUAGAAACAGACCGCAAAUGAAACUGGCAUUAACACACCAAUCUCCUUUCACAGCUUGUGAUUUUUCUUUUCCUCUAUUUGUUUUCUAUUCUGAACUGUUGGGAUGAAAAUUGUAUCAGCAAAAGUCGGUAAUCAUAUUUUUUUCCAAGUAAUUAUUUGAAAAUGGAGAACAAAGAGCCUCUUUUUUCUCAUACACAAAAAAACAACUAAAUUUGCCAUGUGUUUUUGAACUGGUGUGGGGGGGGAUUUACAGCUUUGACAAUAUUUCAUUAUAACAUUGUAUUCAGCCAUCGCUGUUAGCAAAAUGCUCAUGAUUACAUUACUGGAAGUGAGUAUGUUUCCCUAUGCAAAAAAGUAUAAAAAUAAUAAACAAGCUAUGCUACAACUCAGAACAA